This is a messenger RNA of Closterium sp. NIES-65, 3180 nucleotides long. The record is from the annotation of a GenBank genome assembly. NCBI's taxonomy places the organism in Eukaryota, Viridiplantae, Streptophyta, Zygnematophyceae, Desmidiales, Closteriaceae.
AUGACGAAUCUCGUCCACACGCGCAUGCAGGCCGUCGCCAGGUGGCAGUCCCGGGUUCGUGGAUUCCGAAACCGCCUGCACGCGUUCAGAGAAGCGAUUUCCCGCCAAGACGCGCUCUUCUCGCUCCUCGCCUCCGCCCGGGCUUUAAGAGGGGCUUACGCGGAUUGUAUAGGGGAAAUCGCCCGCAGAAAAGGGUUCGGGAUGGGGUAUAUGGGGCGGGCACAGCAGGUGGCAGAGGAGAUGGCGAGAGUGAGAGAGGAGGAGGUGGAGAGAAGGGAGAGGUUCUGGCAGCGGCAGGGAGAGUUAGGGUUGGUGCCUCGGGUGGUGAUAGAAGGGAUGGGGUUGGGGCAUGGGUGUGUGCCUAGUGUGUGUACUGUGAGUGUGGCGCCUUUUGAUGAGGGAUUGGUGAGUGUGGGGGAGGGGGAUUUGCCUGUGUGGGGGGAGGAGGGGGAAGGGGAGGGGGAAGGGGAGGGGGAAGGGGAGGGGGACGAGGGGAUGGUGUGGGACGAUGAUUCUAAAUUAGGGGCGAACAUCAAUAGCAGUAUCGCACAUGUCUAUGACGAGGAUGACACAGCUGGCAGCGCCUUCCCCUCUCACCAUCACCACCACCACCAGCAGCACCGGCAGCAGCAUCAUGCUGACGUGGACGAGGAGGACGCUGACGUCAGCCAGUCGAACGAUGACAUGGCGGGCGGCAGGAGCGCGGAGGAGCUGGCAGUGGAUAACAUGCGGCUCAGAGCGGAGCUGAUUGCACUCAGAGUGCUGGGCGCAGCUGGGGCAGGUGCUACUGGGGUAGGUUUAUCCGGGGUAGGUGAAGGUGCGUGUGGAGGGGGAGGAGGGGGACACGUGGCGGAGGAGUGGCAGCAGCUGGUGCAGGCGCUGCAGCUGAGGGAGCAGGUGGUGCGGCAUGUACAGGUGGCGUUGCGUGAUAGGCAGGCGCAGGUGGAGGCGUACGAGCGGCGAAUCAGAGAGCUGGAAGGGAUGCUGGGCGAUAUGAGCCGAGAUAUUUCGAGAGAUAUGGGUAGAGACAAGGCUGAUGUGCGGACGAGUGACGCAGUCACAGAGGAGGUGGAGCAGGAGGGCGGAGAACACAUUGAGGAGGGUGCAAUGGAGGAGGGGAGGACCGUGGAGAAGAGAGUAAGUCAGGAGGGAGAGAGAGAGGAGGAGGGGAAGAGUGAGGAGGAGAGAAGGAGAGAGGUGGCAGGGUUGCAAGAGGAGGUGCAAGCCACGUUGAGUGAGGUCCAGUCGUUGCAAUCGAAGCUCACUGCGACAGAGUCGCAGCUAUCCGCAGCGCAAUCAAAUCUGUCUGCAGGAGAAUCAAAUCUGGCCACUGUCCAAUCGAAGCUCACGGCGGCGGAAGCCAGGCUGGCAGCCGCCGAAUCCCAGCUGGCAGAGGCCCGUGAUGAGAAUCAGGGGCGGCUGGAGCAGCUGCAGCGUGAGCUGGAUCAGGUGAGUCAGCAGCAGAGGCAUGAGGCUGCCAGAGUGGCGGAUCUCGAAGCUGACGUGGCACAGAAGGAUGCUGAGCUGGCAAAGCUUGCUGCUGACCUGGCGGCUGCUGAGGUGGUGGCGGGAAGGCUUGCUGAGCUGGAGCAAAGGGCUGGUGGGCCGGUGCAGCUCCAGCAGCUGGUAGUGAGGAGGUGGGGAGCGGUGGAGAGGUGUGGAGUAGAAGGGGCAGCAGCAGGAACUUGGGAAAAUAAGGAUGGUUUGACAGCUGGUUCGGAAGCUGGUGCGGGGUUGGGCCGGCAGGGCAGUGACGUGGCAAGACACGUGGAGGCAUUGGAGGAUUCAGGUGCCACGUCAGCUGGGCAAGGCAGUGACGUGGCGAGACAGGUGGCGGCGCUGGAGGAGGCGCUGCGGAGGAAGACUGCCAUGCUGGCAGAGUGCCAGCUCAACUGCGCCCACCUGGAGAACCGGCUGCACGAAGCUAGGAGCGAGGCUCGGAACGAGGCUCGGAGGAGCGAAGCGAGGGCUGAGGCACGGAGUGAGGGGAGGAGCGAGGGGCGUGCGGUUACAAGCGCCGAGGUAGCAGAGUGGCAGCGCAAGUGUGCUGAUCUAGAGACCCGGCUGCACGAGGCGAGGAGCGAGACACGCACGCUGCGCUGCGCCGCAGACCGGCGCGCGGCGGAGAGCGGCGGGUUGCGGGCGGCAGCGGUGCGGCUGAGAGGGCUGAUGGAGCGAAUCAACCGAUGCUUACAAGCAAACAGCCUUGGGGGUGUCGUGGAGGGGCUUUCCGGCUUGGCAGACUCGCUGGGAGAGGCGACGGGUGGAGUCGCUCCGGCAACAGGUGGAGCUGUUGCUGCUGUGGCUGCUGCUUCUGCUGGCUCUGCUUCGGGCCUGAGCAGGAGUGCCGUUUUAGCUAGCGGCUUGAGCAGCAGCAGCAUGGCUGAUUCUGCAGCUGCUGCUGCUGGUGCUGCUGGUGCUGCUGCUGCUGCUGGUGGUGGUGGUGCUGCUGCUGCUGCUCCUUCUGCCCCUGCUGCUCCGGCUGCUGCUGCUCCUAGUGUCCCAGCGGCAGAGGAGUGGGUGGUGGCGGCGGUGAGGGCAAUAGCAUUGGGGGUGGGGCGGGUGGUGGAGCGAGGGCGCAGGGCGGAGGGGGACGCGCACCGCCUGGCCCGGCAGCUGCAACGCACGUCAGAUGCACUCGUGGACAUGUCUUCAAAGCACGAGCUGGUGAAGCAGGUGAGGAGAUGGAGAGAUUGCGCUGCGCGUGAGAUGAUAGCAUUGACACGUUACCACACGCACGACAUCGCUGCCUUGGUGCCCGUGGGGAGGGGAGGGGCAGCUGCUACCACGUUCUCUGCUCGCCCGAUGCCGAUUUUUGAGUCGACUCAAAAUCGACUUACUACAUGCCAUGCCUCUCUUCCAUUCCCCUCACUCCGUCGCGCAUUGAGGCGGUUUUUAAGGCGCCUCAAAAACCACCUCAAUGCUACCACGCUCUCUGCUCGCCCGAUGCCAUGCCUCUCUUCCAUUCCCCUCAUGAUUGAAGAUGUGAUCGCGCGUGAGAGGACAGCCUUCGCUCGUUUCCACACGCCUGACAUCGCUGCCUUUGUGCCCGUGGGGAGGGGGGGGGGCCACUACCGCGCGCUCGGCUCGCCUCAGUUGCACCUCCCCCACCUUCAGUGUUCCUUGCCUCUCCCCCUCCCUUCCUCCAUCCCUCCCUUCAGAUCGCGCGUGAGAGGAUAG